AUGAACAAAUCAUCAUUAAAUAUCCAACCCACAACAGAAUCCCAACCCUUGGAGGCUAUUGAUUGCUCGGAUCUUCCUCAAGUCAAACAUAUGCUGACGGACGACCAAAUCAUUUCGAUCCUUACCAAAAACCAGCUAUUGUUUAAUAUGAAUCAUGACAAUCAGAGUAGUGAGCCAGCACCUGUUGUGAGGAUUGAUGCAAAUUCUGUGGCUAGCAAUCAACCCAUUGAGGAUUACUAUGCGCAUGUCAAAUUCGGCAAUGGUGUACUCUUGGGAAUGUUUGAUGGUCAUGGUGGACCUGAAUGCGGGAAAAUAGUUCAAAAAUACCUUCUUGCUUAUGUUGCCCAGAGUAUAACUGAACUUGGCCUCCCAUCCAAACCUGAUUUACCAGAAUCAUCUCCCGAUCGCCAUCGUCUCAUCAAAAAAGCGCUUAAAAGUGCUUUUACUCGUCUUGAUGCUGACAUUACCCAGGGAGCAUUCACCACCUACGGCAACGUUGCAAAUCAAGUCACCUCAAAGGGCACAAUUGCUUCAUGGGUUCUUGGACUUCCUGCAUUCACUCGUAACGAAUGCAUUGCCAGCUUGCGUACGGCUCUAUCCGGUGCAUGUGCUAUUGUAGCUUACAUUGACGGCGAAGACGUGUAUGUUGCUUGCACUGGCGACUGUCGAGCUAUUAUAGGUCGUAGUGUUGACUACUCUCCUGAUAAUUCAAAAGCGUAUUUAAGCGUGGCUCUCAGCGCAGACCAGACAUUUAAAAACCCGAAAGAGUAUGCUAGACUAAUGGAUGAGCAUCCCGGUGAAGAUGUGAUUGUCAAAGGUCGUAUUCUUGGUGGGUUGAUGCCUACUCGAGCAUUUGGUGACGCAAGAUACAAAUGGUCGAUUCGUGACCAACGAGUGAUUCUUCCAAGCCUCUAUCCAGAUGGUCGUCGCGGAAUUCCAAGACAUUACAAAACUCCACCGUAUGUCACUGCCGAGCCAGAAGUGAUUCACUAUGUACGUGACAAAAAUGACAAGUUUAUUGUUCUCGCCACAGAUGGACUCUGGGACGAACUUGACGAGGAAACGUGUGUAAAAGUUGUUGGAGGAAGUUAUGAGCAAGGUAAUGCUGCAACAGCCCUGAUGCUGUCUGCAUUAAGUGCUGGUCGGGCAGUUCCUGAUCGUGAUCGUAUUAGACAUAUACUGUCUAUUCCACGAGUCAAAAGUCGAAGGUAUCGUGACGAUAUCACCAUCAAUGUAGCAUACUUUGAUCACAGCAAUGGUAUGAUUGAUUUCAGUACUGAUCUGGAUACAGACAGUGCUGGGGAUACCAUACAAGGAGGAAAUGUUAAGCCAGUAGAUGUGGUAGAUCUAAAGCUUGCUGGACCAAAACGACACCAUUUUAAUUCCUGGGUUCAGUUUUUGUACCGACAGCCCCCUCCCAGUUCAGAUACUUUUCAAUCCAAGCUGUGAUGGCUGGUUUUGAAUAUAAAAUAAAGUCGAGUACAUAU
Messenger RNA from Batrachochytrium dendrobatidis JAM81, 1487 nucleotides. RefSeq lists its product as uncharacterized. The transcript has 3 exons. The record is from RefSeq and is a predicted model, not a curated record. NCBI's taxonomy places the organism in Eukaryota, Fungi, Chytridiomycota, Chytridiomycetes, Rhizophydiales. Gene Ontology annotation, molecular function: cation binding; [pyruvate dehydrogenase (acetyl-transferring)]-phosphatase activity. Bases 1 to 1449 code for a protein of 482 amino acids. Gene Ontology annotation, biological process: protein dephosphorylation. Gene Ontology annotation, cellular component: mitochondrion.